ACUAACCAUAAUGUGAUUUUUGGAAAAUCAUAUUACAAAUUAUCUAUAAAUAGAGUAGGUAUAAUAUAUAUAAGGACAUAGUUUCCGUGCGCCUUUAUCAGUACUUUUACAGAUAUUCUGUGACGCGAAGCCAUUAAAAUAUUGAGUUAAAAGAACGACUAUACAUUACGUUGAUGAACUAUGGCAACACAGCAAGCAAGGAAAACUAUGCUUUAUUCCCCAGCGGACAAGAAUAAAUGCAAAUCUGCAGUUUCCAGGCUUCUCAAAGAAAAAGUGAUCUCCCUGGACGCAGAGGGUGUUCAACUAGGUAAAGAUGGACCACUGACGUUACUACAAAUAGGGACAUUAGACGGGGACGUCUUCUUGUUUGAUGUUAUGAUUAACGAGAAGAAACAAGAUAAAAUGUUCUUCAAAGAUACUGCACUUGACAAAAUUCUCACAAGUACAAGCAUAGUUAAAGUAAUCCAGUCUUGCUCAGGUGACAGUGCAGCGCUUUAUCACCAGUUUGGCAUCAGGUUGGAAAACGUCUUUGACACACAGGUAGCACAUCUUGUGAUUGAAGAGCACAAAGGGAAACGACUUCCUACUAGAGAGAAACUUGCAGACAUUUGUAAACUGUAUUCUCAAAAUGCCGAAGUUUACGAGGGAAAGGAUGACGUAAAGUUGGAGUGGAGCAAGAUUGCUGGCAAUUACUGGGCAAAAAGACCUAUGACACAAACAAUGAUUGAUUAUGCCAGUGGAGACGUUACAUCUCUCAUUCCAGAAGUUUACGAAACGCAAAAAGAAUAUAUCACAAGAAAUCAACUCCUUGAUUUGUAUGAAGAAAGGGUUCUUGAAGAAAUAGAAUUAGAUAUUGAGGCGGCUGCAAAAGAAAAGCGCAAACAGAGAAAUUUUGAUAUCAGAAUGGAUAUUCUUGGAGACAUGGCCAAAAAGUACAGACGAGGAACUGUUUAUGAAAGCAUUACGGAUGAAGAUGAGAUCAAGACAUUGAAAGAUACAAACUUCUCUGAGUUGGCUGAUCACAGUAGCGUUAUAACAGAACUGAAACUGCAGUCUAUGGCAAGUUACCUGAGGUCACUUGAAGAAAAACUUGAGACUCCAGAGGAGUUCAACCCAGAUCGUGGCGUCAAUUUUAAACUGACUGACAUUGAACGCUUUGGCUCAGAGCAACUUAAGAGGGAUGCGUUACGAAUUAAAGCAAAAGUCGAUGAUGUAAUAUCUUCGGAUGUGCAGAGGAAGUACAAAGCCGAUGAACCGCUCGAGAAUAUAUCGUCUCCAGAAUAUCAGAUUAUCAGAAAUCUUAAACCAAUUGGAGAUAAUGCCCCAAACUACCCACCGACUGUUCUUGCAUUACAUUGGAAAAUUGCGGCAACUGAAAUGCAAGACGCUACUGAUGCACUUAAUAACGACCCCGAUUACAACAUGACAAUUCCGGUUCCUAAAUUAAAGUUCUUCACUAACAACAGUAACGUUCCCGGAAAUGUUAAACGGAUUGCACAAACAUUGCUGGAAAAAAAUGAGUCUGCAAUUUUACGUAGAAUCCCGAGGAAGUAUACGAAAAAUUCUCAACUUUCCGAUCUUACGACUUCAGAAAAGAUGGUCUUGGAACGUUUGAAAAUUUCUUCAGAAAGUUUCCACCCUGUCAUUGUUGACCUUCAUUGGAAGGUUAAUGCUGAGAAGUUGGAAAAGGACAUAGCAGAUUUCCGUGCUGGAAACCUUAUUGUCAAUGAUGGUCUACGGAGGAAACUAGACUUUUUUCAGAAAAAUAAAUCAGUUCCAGUGGAAGUAAAGCAAAAGGCGUCAGCGUUUCUGCAACUAUUACCGCCGUCCCAGGGUAACCGUGGCAGAGGGAGGGGAAGGAGAUAUGUAAUUCAGUCUUGCUGAGGUGACAGUGCAGGUCUUUUUCACCAGUUUGGCAUCAGGUUGGAAAACGUCUUUGACACACAGGUAGCACAUCUUGUGAUUGAAGAGCACAAAGGGAAACGACUUCCUACUAGAGAGAAACUUGCAUACAUUUGUAAACUGUAUUCUCAAAAUGCCGAAGUUUACGAGGGCAAGGAUGACGUAAAGUUGGAAUGGAGCAAGAAUGCUGGCAAUUACUGGGCAAAAAGACCUAUGACACAAACAAUGAUCGAUUAUGCCAGUGGAGACGUUACAUCUCUUAUUCCAGAAGUUUACGAAACGCAAAAAAAAUAUAUCACAAGAAAUCAACUCCUUGAUUUGUAUGAAGAAAGGGUUCUUGAAGAAAUAGAAUUAGACAUUGAGCCGGCUGCAAAAGAAAAGCGCAAACAGAGAAAUUUUGAUAUAAGAAUGGAUAUUCUUGAAGACAUGGCCAAAAAGUACAGACGAGGAACUGUUUAUGAAAACAUUACGGAUGAAGAUGAGAUCAAGACAUUGAAAGAUACCAACUUCUCUGAGCUGGCUGAUCACAGUAGCGUUAUAACAGAACUGAAACUGCAGUCUAUGGCAAGUUACCUGAGGUCACUUGAAGAAAAACUUGAGACUCCAGAGGAGUUCAACCCAGAUCGUGGCGUCAAUUUUAAACUUACUGACAUUGAACGCUUUGGCUCAGAGCAACUUAAGAGGGAUGCGUUACGAAUUAAAGCAAAAGUCGAUGAUGUAAUAUCUUCGGAUGUGCAGAGGAAGUACAAAGCCGAUGAACCGCUCGAGAAUUUAUCGUCUCCAGAAUAUCAGAUUAUCAGAAAUCUUAAACCAAUUGGAGAUAAUGCCCCAAACUACCCACCGACUGUUCUUGCAUUGCAUUGGAAAAUUGCGGCAACUGAAAUGCAAGACGCUACUGUGGCACGUAAUAACGACCCCGAUUACAACAUGACAAUUCCGGUUCCUAAAUUAAAGUUCUUCACUAACAACACUAACGUUCCCGGAAAUGUUAAACGGAUUGCACAAACAUUGCUGGAAAAAAAUGAGUCUGCAAUUUUACGUAGAAUCCCGAGGAAGUAUACGAAAAAUUCUCAACUUUCCGAUCUAAUGACUUCAGAAAAGAUGGUCUUGGAACGUUUGAAAAUUUCUUCAGAAAGUUUUCAUUUUCAUAUAUGAUGUUAUAUCAUUGUUGACCUUCAUUGGAAGGUUAAUGCUGAGAAGUUGGAAAAGGACAUAACAGAUUUCCGUGCUGGAAACCUUAUUGUCAAUGAUGGUCUACGGAGGAAACUAGACUUUUUUCAAAAAAAUAAAUCAGUUCCAGUGGAAGUAAAGCAAAAGGCGUCAGCGUUUCUGCAACUAUUACCACCGUCCCAGGGUAACCGUGGCAGAGGGAGGGGGGGGGGUAUUAAACAGUUGAGCAUUGAAUCUGUGCAGACAAAUAUCCUACACAAUGACUAGUUUAUUGAAACAUUUUGUUUAAACAAAAUUUAUUUGUGACCUUUUCAUUUACAUAGUAAAGAACAUAAAAUAAAUUUUACCGAUUGAGUAGGAAGCUUAAAAAGCAUUUCUGUAAUCAAUAUUUCACAGAUUUUAAAUAAAUAGUAACAAAAUAUACAAUGUAUAAACUAAACUAUACACAUCAAUUCAACGUGUGCUUGCUUUCUUACGUAUACAUAGUAUAUUUAUAAUAAGUAUUCAUGAACUAAACUGUUCGAUUUGAGGUUAAUGUAUACAAACACGAACAAGAAUUUAAUUUGAAAAAUGAAUACAUGUACAUCGUUUAAUCUAUUUAACACGUACAUGUACCAUGGACGUUGGAAAAAUCAUUGAUUAAAAAUGAAGAAGAAAAGGAAAAAGAAGUAGAAAUAGAUAAAAAAACGUUUACUAAGUUACAUUUAUUUAUAUAUCAAAAUGGUUCGAAGAAAAAAAGAUAAUUGAUAAACUGUGCUAAUUGUGAUUGUCAUGUUUAAUUUGACGUUGUAUUUUUUUAACUGGUAUAUUUCUUUAUUUCUGUCUGUGAUAUUUUGUACAUAAAAAGUUUUAAUCAGUAUAGCGUUUUAUACAUACGAAACAUAUUUUUAAUUAUGAUAAUGUGGGCUUCUGUAUAU
Molecule: messenger RNA, 3989 nt
Organism: Ruditapes philippinarum (Manila clam)
Lineage: Eukaryota; Metazoa; Mollusca; Bivalvia; Venerida; Veneridae
Exons: 12
Biological process (GO): nucleobase-containing compound metabolic process
Molecular function (GO): 3'-5' exonuclease activity; nucleic acid binding
Source: RefSeq, a predicted model, not a curated record